Molecule: messenger RNA, 8593 nt
Organism: Photinus pyralis (common eastern firefly)
Lineage: Eukaryota; Metazoa; Arthropoda; Insecta; Coleoptera; Lampyridae
Gene: kmr
Exons: 15
Coding region: 336-7892 (2518 amino acids)
Source: RefSeq, a predicted model, not a curated record
AGUUGUCGUAUGCUCGAUAACAGGCAUCGCGAUGCCUUUGCGUCGUAAAACGCGAACGAGUUAAAAAUAUGUAAUUCUUUACCGUUCAAUUAGAGUGAAGAAAGUCAAUAAUUUAUUACCUACCGUUAAUAGUUACAUGUUCAAUUAAAACAAGUUUAAUACGCGAAAAUCUGUGACUCGGAAUAAGGGCAAAUUGCGCAGCCAUUGUUGACCUAUAUCGGGUUAUACACCUAAUAAGAAUAACAUGACACAUAUUUCGAAGUAAUUUUGCAGGUGUUGCCAAUUAAAGCGACACACAUUUAUUGAAAGUAAGAUGGGAUAAAAUGUAAAUCAGCAUGUUUAAUUGUUUGUGGAAUUUGUGGGAUUGGUUGGAUCCCAUAAGUAUGGAAAAUAAGAAAGGGUCUUUCGCAAAUCCAAGAACUUCUCCAGCCUCAGAACCAAUCGUCAAUGAAUCAAUUCCGAAACAUGCACAUCAACACAAUACCCCGCCGCAACAUUUACGCUUAUUACAGUACGGAUUAAAAAUACCAAAUCACCAGCAUACUCAAAUAAAUCCAUCAUCUCAUCAACAUCAACCAUCUCCAAUAACACCGCAACCUCAUUUACACCACCACCGGUCUCAAUCGCCAUAUCAAAAACAUGAAACCAACACACCCAACAUAAUUCAAAAUCAGUUAUUUCAUCAAAUUCACGCUCAUCAGUACCCACAAAAGCAGGAGAAUCAACAGGGCCACUAUCAUUAUCAAACCACAAAUCCGUCGCCGUACGCACACCAGCACAACGUAAAUCAGCUACACCAACAAAAUGCACAAAUAUGGGUACCUCAUCAACCACCAACGCACUACCACCCUCAACAGCAACAACAAGCGCAAAAAUCUGAACCGCAAACUCCCAUUCAAAGUUCUAGCCCAACAUCACCACAAUCCAAGCAGAAACAUCUCGAACGCAAAAAAGUGUUGGGGGGUGCCACGCAAAGCAACCGAUUUCCUUCGGUGAAACGACCAACAGAGGCCCCAGUCACUAUCCAAGGAUGGUUACACAAACAGGGCUCCGAAGGUCUAAUGCUGUGGAAAAAGAGGUGGUUUGUCCUGUCUGAGUACUGCUUAUUUUAUUAUAAAGGACCUGGCGAAGAGAAACUACUGGGUUCAAUCCUUUUGCCUUCGUACAAAGUUUCAAUUUGCGGACCCGAAGAUAAAGUCAAUAGGAAGUAUGCCUUCAAAUGCGAACAUGCCAAUAUGCGAACAUACUUACUUGCUGCCGACACACAAGAACUUAUGAUGCAAUGGGUACGAGUCUUAAACAUGGCUUCUCUUCUACAAAAUACUAACGAUACUGAAGCUCACAGUCAACCAUCAAUCCCGUCACAACCAACAGAAACUACUAUCAUAAAGCAACAAGUUCCAAAUUUAAGAAACACUCCGACUCACAUACAUUCAUCUAGCAACACUACUGAUUUAAGUAAUCCCAGCCAGCAAGAACUAAACCAGUAUUCUCAACCCCUCUAUGCAAAUGCUCCUCCUAAACCUAGGCGUCUGACUGAUGGAUAUUCUUCUCCGAGCUUAGAAUUGUUAGACAGGUUUUCUGGCGAAACGACUAAAUACGUAGGUGUACAGAAAGGGCAACAGUACAAUGUUCAACCUAUUUAUAUGACGUUGAGUAACUCUAGCUCCAAAUCACCUAUUAACCUUUAUGGAAAUCCUCAAUUACACCCUGAAUAUAUAUCUAGAACCAUUCAGCACCAAAUGUAUAAUAAGCAUUUGCAUAUACCUGACCAUGCAGCUGUACACUUGAGAGAGAACCAUAAUGUGGAGCGUAGAACACCUGAUACGUAUGGUCGAUCGAAGCUAAACCAAACUAAAAGUAUUCACGUGUCAGAUUACGAAGAUAUUUAUACAGACCAAUCAAUGUACAAACGUCCUCUAAGUCCUAUAGCUUAUACAACUACAAAUAAUAAUAGGUUAAAUCCUAGUCUAUCUGUACCUGCCGUAAGACCCUACACUCCCAUAAAUAUACAUGGUCCAAAAACCAACCUACCGUAUGUACCUCACCAGCAACUUCAACAGAAAGUUCCCAAUACCAUACCGAGGCCGCACAGCGCCGAUUUUCUGGAGUAUGAGGUGAAGUACGACAACCAAAACCCUAUCGCCCGAAGAGCGAGGCCCAAAUCGAGUCUUGAUAUUAACCGACACGCAACAAACGACAAUUACUUCUAUACGGAAGAGGGUUAUGCGGAAAAAAUGAGAAAGUCGGCCCAAUAUUUGCCAAAGAUGGCCAAUGUUACAGGCCCGCAAAAUGAAUAUCAAAAGUGGCACCCGACUUACAACAAGAACGAAUCCGAGUUUCCCCCUCAUCAUUCGACUAGCCGGCCCAUAAAUUUUAAUGAAGUUAACCAAGAUUUUUGCCAAAGAGAACUUCAGCCGGUUCGAAGUCGAAGUGUGUUAAGCGAUGGAUCUCUGUGUAAGGAGGUGGAUAUGGCGAUGGAUCCUGGUGUUCGUGAACACUAUGAGAAGGAACCUGUUAGUCCCGCAUUCCAUAGUCGGCAUGAGGUGUUUGGACAUUUGGAUGAUAUGCACAGAUCCAGAGAUUAUGAGCAAUUCACCAGGUCCGCGAGUGCCCGAUUGGCGCAAUCUAACGGGCAGAUUGAAGAAAAGUUAUUAAAUCGAGAGGGAAAGAGGAAGAGAGAAGAAUCAAUGAAGCGUUUAUUAGAAUGGAAACAGAGAAUGCUUCAAUCUCCAUUGAAUAGGAAAGUCAAUCAGAGUGUAGGCAAACCUGCAAGUGAUAAGUGUAAUGUUUACUACAGAACGAAUGAAAAUGGAUAUCCAUCAUCAAACGUCGAUAUGUAUUCGGAGAAUAGAAAUCCCGCCCCCCAGUACAACAGUUACUCAUCAGACGAUGAAGAAAAUGAGGAUGGAAGCAACGAAAAUGUGCAAACACAGGCAGGACGGACCACGGACACAUAUUCGACCCUUUCCAGACCUCACAUUUCUGCACCUAAAGCUUCUACCACUGUGCUUAAUUCUAUGUAUGAAACUGACGAUCGGUUAGAAGGCAGUAUGCACGAUGCUAUCAUCAAAAGACUGCCUCUUGUGUGUCUUCAUUCCGAAAAAGACAAUUCGGCAUCAUUGCCAAACCUUGAAAUGAUGGAAAAACCUCUUAAAGUUGAAACUAUAACCCCCACCCAUACAGCGCAUGUCGCAAGUUUACGCGUUGACUCCACAGACAUAUAUGGCAAGGAGAUUGCUACCGUCGAAGUAAAGAAUAAUGGCAUUACCGUUCAAAAUAUCCUGGGCGAUUUCCAUCAAAUGAAGGCAGAAGGUACCGAAACAGUAGAAGAAAAUUAUAUGACGAUGACACCGAGGAAGAGCGUUUUGGAACCGUCGGAAACCAGCUCAAUUUUAUCUAUGGUUUUAAGUACAGAUGCCGAUGACAACUUAUAUGUCGAAAUGACCCAAGGUUCUGACAUUUCUCUAUUAAAACCCGGGGAAAGUCUUUCAGAUACUAAUGAUAACCAGCCGUAUGAGACCUUAUGUUUUAAUGACGGAAAAGCUGAACCUGUGUAUGCUGAACUGAACCAGUUUGACUAUAGAAAGCCAGAUUUACCCGACAUCCUUAUGGCAUCGCAAAAUAAAGGCACAGCUGAUAAAUCUGAUAGUUCGGACGCUGAUGAUGAGGCGUCGAAGGAUCUAGACUCUCUAGACACUUUGUAUAAUCCACGGUUUAGCCUAUCGGAUUCGUUUAGACCAGCUUCUUACUACCUGGGCGCAAGUCAAACUGCUCCUGAGUUACAGGAUAGCUCCGACAGCGAACUAGUUUCACCACCUCCCAUACCGACAUCACCACCCCCAAUGGAUGACUUAGACAACAUGGACGAAACGGUUUCAAGUAGCAUGGCAGUAAGUCUCAGUUCUCAAGAGGGAAAAGACGACUUGUUCCAUUUUAAGUUGACCAAUAGCAAAACUUUGGAGGACGUUGAAUUAAGAAGCACUUCUGAUUAUGAACGCAUGCUAAAACGGCGCCCCGUUUCAGAGGAAGUUUAUUACGAGUUGGAGCCUAUAGACUCGAAAUUGCCAGACAGUUUUGACUUAGACCAUUAUUUGCGCAAUCUUGAAGUUAAUAAUGUCCCUAACGAAACGAAAUUGGCCGACAUUCACAACUAUGAAAACAUGUUUGUACAAAAACAAGUACUAGCGAGUAGUCAAAAUUCUAGCAGCAUAGAAACAUUGUCCCCGUCAACUUUGCAUUCUCACAGCAGAGACAAUAGCAGAGACACGGCUAGCAGUCAAAUAACAACAAGCAGUCGAAGAUCUACAUUUUCUCCAAAUGAUUUUAUAUUGAGAGCACAACCGAGCAGUAGUACGUCGAUUAUUGAUGAAGUUAGUGGAUAUCUUAGUAGUUCAAGUCCAUAUUUGACUCCAGUUGCCUCGGAAAGUACGCCAACUCUUCCGGAAAUAACGUCCAACUCGUUCUAUUUAUUUGGAAAUAAAUCCAAACCGUUCAUCUCUCACUCUGCUCCGUACUACUAUUCCGAUUUAUCUAUUAACACGUCUCGUACAGACAGCAGCUCAUCGAUUUUGACUCUCAACAAUCAAAGAUCGUCGGCUACCGGAAGUAAGCGGGAUAUUAUGCAUAUAAUUAAUCCUAUUCGUUGUAAUAACCACUUGAGGAAAACUACAUAUGUACAGCAUCCAAAUGUUUUUGACACAAGGUGUAAACUUGCAGCCGAGGCGCGCUCUGCGUCCGUAGAUUUUUUGAACAUAGCCGAUAAGUCGGGAAAUAUAGAUAAGAAGAAUAUUUACGAAUCUGACACAUUAAAAAGGCUAAAAGCGGCCAACAUGUCGGUGAGUUUACAACAAAAAUCUGCUAAUGUGUACUUUGGUUCACGCUCAGAAAAGUUUAACGAAUCAAAUGUGAGAAGGUCCUACUCUUUUGAGGGUCUUUUAGAAAACGUGUUGAGUCAAAGUGUUGUAGUUCCGCAAGAGUUCAGAGACAUCGCACAACAAAAUGACCCUAUUGGCUGUGAGACUACAUGCGAAACUACAGAAGGAAGUCAUUUGUGGGAGGAGGAUUCUCUUUGGAGGGAGCAGCUACGUUCCGCCAGUCAACGUCAUACAAGGUCAUUAGAUGAUUUAGAUUGCAUAAGGGAGUUCGAUAAAAGACCAAAGAAGCAGACGCGGGGAAUAACCCGAUUAGUUACGUACGUUAAUGAUAACAUGUUUAAUAUGCCUUUUCAAGACAAGCGUAGUAUAGAAUUGGAAGUGAAGAAAGAAGAAAACAGUAAGAAUAGCAUUUUUAUUAUUGAUAGGGAAAAAUUAAGGCAGUGGGACUUUUUAUCUAGUGCACCUUCUGAUGCUCAAUCAUUCGCACAAUCACCUAGUCAGGGUUAUACUAACACAGUGGUAGACUUGGGUGCAGGUGUGAGUGCUUAUGAAGCAUCUGAACAAAACACCGUGCAGAAUUCAGCAUCUGGAUCCAUUUCUAUAACUGCAAGGGACACAUUUCCUAGAUCUGUUCCAACAAAGAAAGUAUGGACUCCCAAUUUAAGGCCUACUCAGUCCAAAUCAAUAACAAACUUAGCCAAUAAGAGUUACGAAAGCGAAUAUGGGAUCUCUCACAGACCGCAACAAGGAACGUGCUACGUACCUCCAGUUACUAGUCACCCUGACAUAAGCUCCGACACUUCUCAAUCCAGUAAUUCGCGCAGAGCAAACUGCCAGUCGGGGGACAAAAUGAACAUGUCAGCCGGUGAUCUUUUAGGAAGAACGCACGAAGAGCUUGUAUUGCUUUUGAUUCAAUUACGGCGACAAAGUGCGAAUAAUUGUAAAUCAAUUGAAGCGUGUUAUAAUGACAUUGAUAAUAUUCAGGCAAGGUUACCCCAAAUGGACGCUUCAAAGAGAUUAGAAAAUCUUCAAAAAUUGGAGCAAAUAAAGCAACAUUUAUUGGAAUUAGAAAAACAGUAUGAGAAAGGCAAGCCGUUAGUAAAUUUAGUGGAUAAUAUGGUGAAGUUGGGGUCACUCUACAGGUUUCCAAAGGACAACAAUAAUCUACCAUUCAUGAAAGAUCGUUUGGAGUUCAACCAAUAUAUACAAGAACGGCGCUUGUUGGCGGAAGAACGAAGAGACUGGAACCGUUUGAGCCCGAGCCAAUCUGAACUGCAAACGAAAGUGAAACAACUGUAUCAGUUAGAUCGGCUCAUUCAAGAAGAAUCAGAAACGCUUCAAUCGCUCCAGCAUGACAAAGAGGAAAUAGAAAGAACCUUGGGUGGACUUCGUCAUAGGUUAAUUAAGGGAUUUAAAGAUCCCAUCGAAGUGGAGCAGGCGAGGAAGCAACAAAUUGUGCUUGAAAAUGAAUUAAGUAGGGUUCAUUCAAUGCUGGCGCAAAAUUCGAGGAAACUCGAAGAGACCGUUGCAGGAAAUGCUAGGCUCGAACAAGAAUUACUAGUGCUGAAACAAAAACUUCAACUGUCAAAGCAGCAGCGAAGUUCUCCGCAAAUUUCGAAUGCAGGCGAUAGUUUGCCAUGUGUAAUUGGAACAAGUGCCAUGUUAGAAUCUGAUCUUCAUAGAGUGCAACAAAAGGUUGGAGACCUUCAACGUCAAAGACAAGAAUUAAGUGUGCAAGUCAGGCAGCUUACGGAUCGUUCAAAUAGUUUACAACAGUUACGAAUUUCAACAAAUUUACCUCAACAAGCAAACCAGGGAAACAAAAAGAAAGUCAACUUGCUAUGGCGUGAAACAGAUUUGGACACUAUGAAAUCUUUUGAUCAUGGCGAAUCAUGUGAUUCGUCAGUUACAUCUAAUAGUAUCACACCCCUGUAUAUUAAUACGAAUCUUAAACAAAACGUAGAAUCAGAUUUCUCUACAAGUAGUUAUAAAUCAAAUGAUUCGACAAGCGAUGAAAAUCAAAAUCAAAACCUUUUUCCCCAAGAAAAGCAAGAAAUCAAAACAGUUAGGAUUGUGAAACGUGAAUCGGAACGACGGCAAAGGGACCGAGAAAAGGUUUGCACCGGAAAAUGGGACAUCGUAAAUGAAGAAGAGGAUUCUUCUCAAAGUUCGAGUACAAUUUUUAGACCGACUUCAAUCCAAAAAACACAAAGUAGUGCCACCUUAGAGAGAUUAGAUUCAGAUCAGUCAACUAGCGGUGUUUUGAGCAGACAAAGUUCUCUCUCCCAACCGAGCCUACCACAACUACCGUCUGAUAUUAGGAGCCCCCUAAAUGUGAGCGCAGAUAAAUUAUCCGAGCUUUCUCCCAUUUUUAAAAGCGAAUCCGCCAAACAAAUAAUAAUGGAAAUGGCCACGCAAGACACUGUGAAACAUUCAAAUAGACGAAUCGUGCCUAAAGAAAAACGGAGGCACUAUACCGCUCCCCAUAAUAAUUUAUUAAUGAAAAGUUUAAAUCAUUUACCAACAGAUAAUAAAGAUUUUGAUAGUUUAAAUAUUAGGCGAGCUCGAGAUGAUUUGGACAUGGAAAGAGCACUACGACAACGAAUCGACGCACCUGAUGUAGUUCGUUCUACGCUUAGUAAUAAGGAAUUAAAGUACAAUGAAAGCACGAUUGAUAAUAUUUUAGGGACACCUAAUAAAAUUAUUAUACCAGAAAGGUAUGUUCCUGAACAAUUGCCUCAAUUAACUGCUGAAGAACAGCAGUACAGGCUACGAAAAGUGGAGUCAAUUAAAAAAAUGCUUUCCGAUACGACAAUUAUUAGCGGUAGCUCACCUAAUUUAGCGGCGGAGGAGACCAAUUCCGAACACUCUUCUAGCAGUGCAACUAAUAAAACUUCGAAAAUCAUAGAGGAGAAGAAACAGCGAGAGCAUCUUCUGCAACUUAAUCAGAUUCUAGCCAAGCAAGUCAUGGAAAUGAGUAAAAUUGUCGCAGGUUCCAACACACCCGGAGAAUAGUAGUUGAUUUGCAGUUUGCUUUUAGUUUAAGUAAAAGCAUUAGCCACAUUGCCAUUAGAGUCUGGACAGAUAAGCUCGGAAGAAGAUCUUUCGCCAGAUGUACCUUUGCCUAUUUAUCAACAACGUGAUAAUUUUUACAGUUAAUGAUAUUUAUUGUAAAUUUUUGUACUUUUUAGUAGUUGUGUUCACGUUUGGCCUAUCGUACAUUUUUUGAAAAUAGCUUAUAUAAACAGUAUUAUGACAAGUUAUGGGUAUUUGAUAUAGAUUUAAAAAUGUACGAAAUGAACUGAGUGCCAGACAAUAAAUUUUACACAUAAGUUGUAAAUAUGGUUUCAUUUGUAAAGUGUAAUGUUAUUUAGUUUUUUGAAUUUUUAAACCUUUUUUAAAUUUUCUAUAAUGUAAUUGCUCAAAAGUUACUCAAAGUGUUUUGUAUAUAGUGUUCAAUUAAUUUAUAGAUGUAUAAGACAACGGUGAAGGUUUUUUAACAAGUUCACAUAUUAAACGAAACACCAUAUUAUAUAUCCGUUUUGCAAAUUAACAUUACAGUGUAUUAUAUAAACAAAUAUUAAAAUUUAUCCUUUAUUCGCUCAUUUUUUAAAACAUUGUGGAUUGUUAUGUUAAAUCUAUAUUAUAAUGUGAAUAAUAACAAUGUAAAUUUCUUGAUCUAUUCCUGUUUAUGAAUAAAAUUUCCUUAUGAUUUA